This is a messenger RNA of Meloidogyne enterolobii, 1247 nucleotides long. The record is from the annotation of a GenBank genome assembly. Lineage: Eukaryota; Metazoa; Nematoda; Chromadorea; Rhabditida; Meloidogynidae.
AUGGCAGUAAUGGUUGCCCCGAGCCGAGUCGACUACAGCGUCAACAAAGGUGGCCUUCGUUCCUGGGCAGUAAUUAUUGUAUUUGUUCUGCUAUGUUCUGCAAUUUUGAAUAUAUUUUCUGAAGAGGGGGAAGGACGUUAUCGAGAGGAGGAUUUUGAUGAAAAAGAAGAAUCUUUGGCUGCUCCAGAAGAACAGAUCGGAACGUUUAAAGAGGAGGAGGAGGCUUAUGAAAAGAGGUAUUACCAAAAAGAGAAGGUGGAGGAGGGUAAAGAAAAGAGGCAUGAAGCGUUUGGAGAGGAGAAGGAAGGAGAGGAGGAGGAUGAUAAUGAUGAGGAGGUGGAUGAGGAAGACGAUGAAGAUGAAGAGGAGGAAGAGGAGGAAGAGGAUGAGGAAGAAGAAAGCGAAGAUUUGGGUUAUCUAGAGGACAGGGAAGAAUUAAUGUUGGCUAGACUAAGUGAGAAAAGCUUGACUUCUUCAAAGAGAAAAGGAGGAGGAGGAGACGGGGGUGGACCUAAACUUAUGGAAGUGAAGAAGCCAGAAAGAACGGAACCUGAAACUUUUGUAAGAAGAAAGCAAAAGGAGGAAAUUGAAGAGGAGAAAAAGUGUACAGCACCUAAAGAAAAGGGUGAAGAAGAGAAGGCCGAAGAGGAUGGAGAAAAAGAAAGGGAAGAAGAAAAUGAGGGAGAAGGAGAAAAGGAUGAAGUUGCUGUCAAUGUUGUAGAAGAAAUCCUUUCAGACGAAAAGGAGCAACACAAGCAAGUACAUAGGAAAAGAGUAAAGUCUUGGAGAGCUUUACAAACAGCAAAAAGUUUGGCGGAAGGAAUGAGGCCGAGAAAAGAAUUGCUUAAAAAGAGGCAUAAACUGAAUAAAUACACCCAAGAAGAAAAACAACAACAAGGAAAUGAGGAUGAAGAGGAAGAUGAAGAAACGGAAGAAGAAAAUUUUGGAGAAAAUGAGCAAAUUACAGAAUUGGUUGCACAGAGGAAAUUGCCAGGUAGUUAUAGCACUCGAAAAGCUGUCCUUACAAACAGAAAUGAUUAUAAACAUAGACAUUUAUUGGAUGAAGCCGAUUUUCUUAGUGAACAGGCAAGUACACGAUUUUGUUUCUGCGCUUGAAAAAUAUCAAAAAGUAUUGAAUAUUGAUAGAUCUAGUCCUAGCCCUCUUUGGAACGGCAAGAGUUUAUCAAUUAAUGUCAGAAUUUGCCGAUGAUGGAGACAAUCGAAAAUUAUUAGACAAAGCAAUGGAA